Molecule: messenger RNA, 5635 nt
Organism: Bursaphelenchus okinawaensis
Lineage: Eukaryota; Metazoa; Nematoda; Chromadorea; Rhabditida; Aphelenchoididae
Source: the annotation of a GenBank genome assembly
AUGAGCGAAAUUGGCGUAGCUACCUCAACAAACGUGGGUGUGGGACCCAGUGGAAGCAACAGUGCUGGCAGUAAGUUUUUUAAAUUUGUAUUACGGAAGGUAGGGUGGGGUGGAAUAGGGUGUUGUAAAGAAGGGAAGAGUAGAGAAUAGUAGGCUAGGGUAAAUUUGGGGGGGGUGAAGUAAAAUAAUAUCAAGUAGAGUAUGGUCAGAUAAUGUAGUCAAACCGUUUUUAGAUGACAACUUUGAAAUUUUGAAAGCCUUUCAUUAAGCCUAAAGCCUAAAACUUGUGAACAUUUUUCGAAUUUAUUAUUUACUUCUAUCCAGCACGUUGGCCUCGGAAAACACGCAUUAUUACAAAUUAUUUUUAUUGUGCACGUUUUGCGGCUGUUCCAUCAUUUAUAACCGCUUUUUUCUUCCUCGACCACAUGUGUGUUUCAUGACACAUAUGGAACGUCUUAAGCGUUCGGUAUUAAAAAAGAAUACUUUAUACCCUCAAAAAAAAGUUUAAAUUAAAAAAAAAUUUUUAAAUUUUUUUAAAAAAACUAAUUUAAUUUAAAAAUAUACCGCUAUUUUUGGCCCUACGGCUAUUUUCGGUCGAUUUGGAGGCGUUUUGAGUGGGAGUGGGGGCUGAGGAGGCGGGAUCAGGGGGCCCAUCUUCAUUAGAAAGUCCCUCAGGUCCCUUUGUUUCUCUCGUUGUUCAGGCGCAAUCGCGAGAUAUCGGGCCAAUUUAUGAGAACCUACAGACAAUAAGACACAAUAUCUGAUUUUACGCGGAGAAAUCGACCGAAGAUUUGUUUGAGCUUAAGAUUACUCAAGUAAUUCUCUCCGUACUUUGAAACACUUUCACGCAAAUUAUGGAAAACAAAACGUUCUUUGGGAAUCGACCGUUUUUUAGGUUUUAUGGGGUUGAAAAAUGGCAUGAAAAGUGUUUUGUUGGAUUUAUAUCCGGGGUAGGGAUCAAAUUUUUUGGGAAUUUUUUGUUGUAAAUUUGGGUUUAAAAUUAACGUUGUGUAAGCUUAAAAACGUUUUUUUUAGUUUAAAAAAAGUGCUAAUGAAUGGAAAAAUGAUAGAUAUAUAGUUUGGGAUUAGAAACAGCUGUUUGAGAUGUACAAAAUGACUUUUAGGUUAAAAACACUUUUAAGCUUACAAGACUUUUUAUGUCAUAAAGAUUUUAGUGUUUUAUUAGGUCCCGACAUAAAGAACCCGCCAUACUUUUCCUGUAAUUUUCUGUAAAAAAUGGCGGGUUCUUUAUGUCGGCACCGAAUAUCAACUGAAAAGCCUGAAAUCCAUUGUAAUAAGCCUAAAAUACUUUAUAAUAAUAAAAAAUAUUUUUGAGGUUAUUUUUUCUUUUGAAAUAAAAUUUUUGUUUUACUACUGUUUAAAACAUCUUUUUAGGCUUUGUUAACCCUAAAAUAAUUUUUUUUAUUUGCCAAAAGUUUUCAAACCUUGGAAUGUCAAAAACUGCGUUUAUUCUGAUUUGUUGGUAUCAACAAAUUAUAAACAGACGGUUUUAUUCCACCACAUGGGAUUGAAAUUCGAAUAAAAUGGGGUUUGGAUUUGUUUUGAAAUGAAAAUCUGGUGUUCCGUUUUUUGACCUUUUAGAUGAUUUUUUCUUGAUUUUCUACGUAUUUUCUGACUAAAUUUUAAAGUUUUUUUUAUUAAGUUGAAUUCUAUACGGCCUUUUAAAAAAAUUGUUUUUGCGCUAAAAGUUCUGUUACAAGGGUGCGCCAAAAGUUCUGUUACAAAACUUUACCGGUCGUUUUCACUAUGUAACGUCAUUUUAGAAUUUUAUUACUUUGUACGUAUUUUAAGCAUAGCAUCUAUAGUUGCCACACUAAGUUAUAUGUCUUAUCCAAAUUGUCAUGCCAAGAUACAUCUUAUCUAAUAUUGCCAUGCCAAGUUACAUCUUAUCUAAUAUUGUCAUGCCAAGCUAAACAGUGCAAAAACUACCAUGCCAAUACGUCGUCUUUCACGUUUACGACAUUCCGAUAACCCACGUUAAUCGAAGUGGUUUGUAACGAGUUAAUGGUGGGACAGGUGCUUUGGAUCAGUUGGUCGCACUUUUUGCGUAGGCGUGUGCCGUUUCUUUUUCGUUUCCCAACCCGCCUCGAGGCGCCGAUAAGGGGGGUUUUGUGGGUGCCGAUCUCUCAGUCGAUUUUUGUCUUUUGCCUCGGCCACGUUUGCUUCUAUGGCGUCUCUUUGAGGUUUGAUGGGUGGGGUAGGCAUUAACUGGGCGGUGGGGUGAACUUUAACUGGCUGGUGGGGUGGAUGGUUUUGAAGAAAGUUCUAGUUGAGGACAGAUGUAGAUUGCGGCGCUUAGUCUUAGUUUAUACAUAGACCAAGGUUAAUACAAAAAUCGAAAUUUUAAGCCUAAAGGAAAGUUUCCUAAAUAAACGAUUUUUCAUCCUCAAAAGUUGUUUGAUGUUAUGUAAGCUUGAUUUUUCUUUCUGUAUUUACAUUAGCCUAAAAAAUUUUUUAAGCCUAUAGGUCCUACAUAGUGGCUUAAAAGCUUGUUAUUCUGAGAAAAAAAUUAUUUUCUUAAGCCUAAAAAGCUUUUCAGUUUAAAAUCUAAAAAUCGUUUUUUUAAGUUUAAAUUUGGUUUUUAAGCAUAAAGAUUUGUUAAAUUUUAGUAUUUUUUAGAAAAAUGACAAAAUUUUUUGUAGUUAUAAAAAAUAUUUAAAUUUACGUGUUUUAGCUAAUUUUUAUUAGGGGCCGACAUAAAGAACCCGCCAUUUUUACAGGAAAAUAAAGGAGAAAGUAUGGCGGGUUCUUUAUGUUGACAUCUAAUAUAUUUUUAAAUUAAAAAAACAAUUUAAACGAUUUUUUUCUAUUUCCCAAUCACUUUUUCUCUCUGAUCCCAGCGUUUCUCGACCCUUCUCUCCCGACCCGCUUCUCUCGGCGGCCGAAAGAAAGCCCAGCGGCUGAGCCACGGCCCCCGAUCGCAAAAGUUUCGUUUGGAGAUUCGUCUGUUAUUAAGGCAUUUGAACUGCUGUUAAAUGGCCAAUGCCAUUGGGAGUUGAGGGCCUGGUUUAAGGGGGUUUCGACGAAUGGGACUUGUUUCAAUUUGUGUAUAUGGCAUUUUUAAAUUUUUUUGAAUUUUAAAUUUUUGAAAUUUUGUGAAUUUAAAAAAAAAAUUUUUUUAAAUUAUUGAAAAUUCAAAUAGUUUUUUAAAUUGAAAAAUAAAACUUAUUUUUAAAGUGCGUUUUGGUUGAUUUUGCGAUUUUUUCACAUGAAUAUCGAAGGUCAACAUUAUGAAGAGGAUUUUCGGCGGAUUGAUCAACAUGUUGCUUUACAUUUCGUUUUUUACUAUGCGAUAUAUAUAAAAAAUUCAUUUUGUUUAAUAUAAAUUUCUAAAUUUUUAAAUUUUUUUGAUUUUGUACACCAUGAGCUUUUAAAUAUACUGAUAAGAAAUAAAAAUUUUCUUUAUGGCUGCAUAAAUGCAAAAACUUUCUUUACAAAAGAGAAAUUUUAAACGGGGGUGGAUUUUUAAGUCUUUUUUCUAAAUUGAAACAAGUUUGUUUGUUUUCUGACACAUGUAAUCAAUCAGUAAAACGGCUAUUAAUAGUACCUUUUAUAUGAAAUUUUUUUUAAUUUUUAAAAUUUUUGAAAUUUUUUUUAUUAUGCAUAACUUUUUAAAUCUUACAGUACAUUUGAAGCUUAUUAUUGUUUUACUUAUUAAAUUUUGACUUUGGAGGUAUUUAAAUUUGAGUUUCUUUUAAAUUUUCACGUUUUGAUUUUUAAAAUUUUUAAAAUAUUUUUAAAACAUGCCAUUCCAGGUUCAACUACAGAGGGAAAAACCAUGCCUGACGGAAAGGCGCCCCAUUUCCCACAACAACCAGUCGCCAGACAAAACGACGACGGCUCCUUGGAGCUGGAAUGCUUCCUGGAAGCCCAGCCAUUGCCCGACAUUAAAUGGCAUUAUGAGAAUAAUGAGAUUAAGGAAGGCGGCCGAUUCAGCUUCAAAACCAUCAACCGAGGUGGAGACUCGUACUCUGCUACCCUCCAAAUCAAAGUAUGUUUCGACAAUUUUAAAGUUUUUGAAUUUAAAAAAUUUUAAUUGAGAGAGGGGGGGGGGUUGGGUAAGGUAGGGAUAGAUAAUGCAGAGUAGUGUACAGUAAAGUAGAGUAGAGUAGAUAGAGUGAAAAAUUUUUUAAAUGUUUUUAUUUCGAAAUUAACCCUUUUGUUUAAAAGUUUUAAAAAAAUUCGGCACCCACGGCCGUUUUCUUUUCGGCCGACAACUGUUUUAUCGGGACUGGUCAGUAUUUAAUGAAUUAUGAUAAAAACAGGUCGAGACAAAGGCCAAACGGAAUGAAAAAUAGUUGUUUGUACCUAAAACCUAAUGGAUAAAAUUUAAAUUUUUAAAAUUUUAAAAAAUUUAAAUUUUUGAUUUUUAGGUAACAAAAUUUACUUUUUUUAAAAUUUUUUACUUUUUAUUUUCUGAAGCAAUGCCUUAAUCCCCAAACCUUCUCCAGGAUCUUGCUGACAGCGAUGCCGGCUCCUACAGAUGUGCCAUCGUGAACCCGUUCGGUAAAGGUAAUGCCAACUUCAACCUUAAACUCACCGGCUUCUCAUCGCCCACCUUCCUCGAAAAACCACAAAUCUCGUCGCGCGACGAUGGCCGCGUCAUGGUCAUGGAAUUCAAGGCCAAAUCGCUGCUGAAGCCAACAUUCGUUUGGCAAAAGGGUGACGAAAUCGUGGCCGAAUCCGACCGCUACAAGAUCAUCACGAAGGAAUUGGGUAACAACGAGUACUACGCCGCGUUGGAGAUUGUGGAGCCAAAGAAGGAGAAGGAUGCCGGACAAUUCGUGUGCACAGCCAAGAACGAAUCUGGCAAAUUGACUGCGACCUUCUCGGUUAAAUUCGAAGUCCCACAAGGUGCUCCAACCUUCACCCGCAAACCCCAGAUCUUGCAAAAGACCAGCGAUUCCGGAGACCCGGCCAUCGUGUUCGACAUUGGAUUCCAGGCCGACCAAAACCCCGAAGUUAUCUGGUUGAACCCUAAGGGCAAGAAGAUGAAGGAAGCCAGCCGAAUCAAGUUUUUCCUGAACUCGGACGGUGGUGCCAACACCUACACCGCUCUGUUGGAGUUGAAGAACUACAAGGCAAAGGACAGUGGCACUUACACUUGUAACAUUAAGAACGACGCUGGUGAGGCCAAUGUGGAGUUGACAUUGAACAUUGAAGGUGAGUUAUAAGGUGGCGAAUAGUAUUUAUAGUUAUGGUGAAAAAUAGUAUAAUUAUGGCAAAAUACACUGUGGUAACUCAGUAUAUUAAGAGUAUAAUGUAAUUUUGAUGUUUUAGAAGAAGAUUAAUUGGAAGAGUGUGAAAGAGGCAGUGUUAUGGGUAAUAUCGUGUUAUUUUUUGUUGACGUACUAUCAAUUCCACUCCUCUUUCAUCCCCGAUUUAUUUUUUCAAACUGAGUGUUGGUACUGUACAGUAUCAAAAAAUUUUGAUUUUAAAAAAAUUUUACAUACGUUUUUAAUAAAGGGUUUCGUACUGUAUAGUAUUACAAAAGUUUUAAAAGUUGAUUAAUAGUAUUACUAAUACUAUUAAUCUCAGUAUUCGUACUAUGAACUAACACACACUAUUUCCAGGCCCAUUGGACGACGGAGGUGACGAAGCCAGCGAAGCCUAA